GUACGUAGCUUAGAAAAUUCUAUCACGUAAUAAGUAUAUAAGAUUAAUUGAUGGGUACUUAAUUUGCAAGGCAUGUCAUUAAAUGCUUACACUUCAAGUGCAUCUCUAUACAAUAAACACAUGCAUCGAUAUUAAUAUUUUCAGAAUUAUCUAUCUAUCUAUAUAUCUAUCUAUCUAUCUAUCUAUCAUUGUUCUUCAUCUAGCUCCGAUUCAUACCUUACCAUAAAAUAAAAUGAUUAGUCUCAAAUAUGCAUCAUUCGUCUUGUUAAUCUCCGUCGGGUUAUCCUUAAACUCGACUAAUUAUCUUAGUAAUUAUCCUCCGCUACUAUCCUUGAAACACAUCUACAAGGUUGCGCCUAACAUUAACAUGAUGUUAAGCCGUCAUCAUGGACAUGGAUCACAUAAUCAUCAUCAUCAUCAUCAUCAUCAUCAUCAUCAUCACAAAGAUAAAGAUGAUCAUCAAAAUAUAACAGUCAAUAUUUGUGAUGAUUUCCCGCCAGAUUUUCCUCCUGCUGAUACCAAUUUGACAUCAAUAUUGUGUGUUGAUAGUAAAGGAUGUUGUAACUACACAACGGUUCAAUCUGCUGUGGAUGCUGCCCCUCUUCUUAGCCAGAAAAGAGUCAUUAUUUGGAUCAACUCGGGUUUGUACUAUGAAAAGGUGAUGGUUCCAAAAAAUAAGGCAAACAUAACCUUCCAAGGGCAAGGGUAUACCUCUACCGCUAUUGUAUGGAAUGAUACAGCCAACUCUGCUCAUGGCACUUUCAGUAGUGCUUCACUUGAAGUAUUUGGUCCUAACUUCGUUGCUAAGAACAUAAGUUUUAUGAAUGUAGCUCCAAUACCUAGUCCUGGGGCGGUAGGAGCACAAGCAGUGGCUAUUAGAAUCGGGGGAGAUCUAGCUGCCUUUUGGGGUUGCGGUUUCUUUGGAGCUCAAGACACACUUCAUGAUGAUAGAGGCCGCCAUUACUUUAAGGAUUGUUAUAUCCAAGGUUCAAUCGAUUUCAUCUUUGGAAAUGGAAGAUCAUUUUACGAGAAUUGCGCAUUGAUCUCCAUAGCAAGCCCAAUUCCAGCAGGACAAAGAAAUAUAAACGGAGUAGUAACCGCGAGUGGAAGAGGGUCUGAAGAAGAGAAGUCUGGGUUUGUAUUCUACAAUUGUAGUAUUGGAGGAACAGGUAGAAUUUGGCUUGGACGUGCAUGGCGUUCAUAUUCUCGUGUACUCUUUGCUUACACCACCAUGUCUGAUAUUAUUGCCCCUGAGGGCUGGAAUGACUUCAACAACCCCAACAAUGACCAGACUGUGUUCUACGGCGAAUAUAUGUGUUCAGGACCCGGCGCAACUUCCACUACAAGAGUGCCUUACGAACAAAAGCUUAAUCAAACAAUAGUUGCUCCUUUCCUUAAUCUUACAUACAUUGAAGCAGAUCAGUGGUUGGACUCUUAUACUACUAACCUUGUACUCCAUUCUCCUACUCCUACUCCUACUACUCCUACUCCUACUCCUACUCCUACACCUUUUUUGUAAUUUUUUUCUAUUCUACGGAAAAUGUACAUGUUUACCUGUUAUUUCUGAUUUUCAAAACUAUAUACUCUAGCUUGCACUAAUUAAUGCUGAUGAUGGAUGGAUGGAUGGAUGGAUGGAUGGAUGGAUGGAUAUUAAUAUAUGAUGAUAUUGUUUAUAAACAAUGGACAGUACUGAUGUUGAAUUAGGGAACCAAAUCAAACAAAAAAGAAGGAAUAUCAGGACUCCACUAAUUACAUCA
Spinacia oleracea (spinach) is the source of this 1757-nucleotide messenger RNA. RefSeq names its product probable pectinesterase 8. Gene Ontology annotation, biological process: pectin catabolic process; cell wall modification. The transcript is spliced from 5 exons. The coding region runs from base 233 to 1519 and encodes 428 amino acids. Gene Ontology annotation, molecular function: pectinesterase activity. NCBI's taxonomy places the organism in Eukaryota, Viridiplantae, Streptophyta, Magnoliopsida, Caryophyllales, Amaranthaceae. The record is from RefSeq and is a predicted model, not a curated record.